AUGGUCAGACACAUGCUUGUUAAUCUCCUGCUACUCUGGUCACUUGGCCAUGACCUUUACACAACUGGAUUUGGGGAUGAUGGUCUGAAGGGCCAAUCCUGGAGUAACCAGAAUUUAUAUUCCAUCCCCCUGGAUUUGGAUGUAAGGCUGCAAAAACUUGAUCUGUCCAAUAAUUUCAUCAGACAGUUGCACACAAUUGAUUUGCUGUACUUGGAGCAGCUGGACUUAAGCAGCAACCAGCUGGAACUCAUCUCUAAAGGGGCAUUUGAAAAUCUGGCUUUGCUUGAGGAGCUGAAUUUGUCUGUAAAUGCGCUGAACAACAACCUCGAGAGAAACAGCAAAAGUCUCCAAUCUCUUGGUAGACUUAAGAGUUUGGACAUAUCAAUGAACAGUUUGGGAGAUGAAGCGGUAAAACUAUACCUACUAAACAAAUCUUCUCUCGAGAAACUUAAGAUGACUGGGAAUUAUUUAACAACACUCACACACAAAUUGUUCAAAGAGAGUCAAGAUCUGAGGAGCAUUACUAUUGAUGACAAUCUGAUAUCAACAAUUGAUGGGGGAACGUUUGAACCGCUUCGCAAACUAGAGAGCUUAAGCCUGGCCAAGAAUAACCUUGGCCAUAUCUGUGAUUUUAAAUUGCCACAAGUUAAGUGUUUGAAUCUAAGUAGAAAUUCUAUACAGUUCUUUGUUUCUGCGGCGGAUAACCAAGUGUACAAUCUUGAAAUUCUUGAUCUUAGUCAUAACAAACUACUUUAUUUCCCAAUUGUUCCCAAAUUUAACCAACUAAAGUAUCUCUAUUUACAUCAUAACAUGGUGGGCACCCUAACUUCGGAGGCAUCAAUGGUAUCAGAGGUUAAUUCUCUUUACAAUGACAUCGUAAGGAAAGGUAAUGUCAGAAUUACAAAAAACUAUCUUCAUUCAAACUGGAGACUAAUGCCAUUGAUCUACAUUGACCUUAGCAAUAACCACUUUACAUCUUUCCCUCUGGAGACUUUGAGCCUUCUCUUGAAUUUGGAAGAGCUAAAUUUCAGUUUUAACUGCAUGCAAAAUCUCACAUGGAAUGUUCGGCAUGACAGUGAAUCUGGACACUAUAGGCAACUUUAUUUCCCUUCCUUAAAGUACCUGAACAUGCAAAGUAAUGGACUCGCGUCGGUAUCGCCGCUCUUUCUACAGGCGCUCACACAGGUUGAGACGAUAAAUCUUCAAGAUAACUCAGUGAAGCCUUGUGCUCCCGUGAGCCAAAUGCAGAGCUCUAUAUCACCGCAACUUAACUUAAACUCAUCAUGUGUUGCCUUUGGAAAAUUGAGAACCCUCAAAUAUCUCAACCUUGAAGACAAUGGCAUAAAGAUUCUUCAUGCAAACACUUUCCAGAAAACCUCUUUGAUAUCCCUCAACUUAGCUAGAAAUGUCCACAUGGUCAUGCAGGUUGGUGCACUGGAGGGCGUGCAGGAAACGCUGCAGUCGUUGAUGAUGGGUGAAGUAAACAUGAACAGUUCUGACUUGUUGCUACCCUGCCUACCAGCACUAACACAUCUCAAUAUAUCCAACAACUAUCUAAAUGUCUUACCGAGCAAUUUAACUUGCUCUCCUCUGAGAGAACUCAGCAUAAAGAAUAAUAGUUUUUUGUCUUUAAACCAAUCAUUGAUUAAAGCAUUGUCAACACAUCUUCAUGCUAUGUAUAUUAGCGGGAACGACUUUAACUGUUGUGACGCCCAAUGGUUGAAAAUCCUUAAUGAGUCCAGGAUUAAGUUGCCUGACAUCAGUCAAAGCACAUGCUUUACAGGUAACACAAGAAUUCAGAUUGAUGAGUUUUUGACAAGUUCUUCGCUUUAUUGUUCCACGCACAAAAAAGGGAUUCACUCGGGACAAAUUAUUAUAGUUGUUUUGUUUGUCGUUAUAUUAAUAACUGUCUUAAUUAUGUUUGCCAGGAAAUUGUGUUGCACAAAUAAAUCACUCGUCGUGUAA
Nerophis lumbriciformis (worm pipefish) is the source of this 1965-nucleotide messenger RNA. Its product is annotated as transforming growth factor beta activator LRRC33-like. The record is from RefSeq and is a predicted model, not a curated record. NCBI's taxonomy places the organism in Eukaryota, Metazoa, Chordata, Actinopteri, Syngnathiformes, Syngnathidae. Gene Ontology annotation, molecular function: protein binding.